Messenger RNA from Scleropages formosus (Asian bonytongue), 3063 nucleotides. It is a transcript of the gene cpt1ab, whose product is annotated as carnitine palmitoyltransferase 1Ab (liver). The coding region runs from base 419 to 3025 and encodes 868 amino acids. Gene Ontology annotation, biological process: carnitine metabolic process; fatty acid metabolic process. Gene Ontology annotation, cellular component: mitochondrion. Gene Ontology annotation, molecular function: carnitine O-palmitoyltransferase activity. NCBI's taxonomy places the organism in Eukaryota, Metazoa, Chordata, Actinopteri, Osteoglossiformes, Osteoglossidae. The record is from RefSeq and is a predicted model, not a curated record. The transcript is spliced from 19 exons.
GGCUGCACGCGACGAGCGGCGCCUUGAAAACAAGCUGAGCCGCUGUCAUUUCUCCUCCUUGUGUCAAUAAACGUGUGACGUUUUAAAUAAGAUGAGCUUAGCAGAUGUAUACUUAGCAUACUGUAGAAAGUACACUCUGUGAAAGGGGUAAACGCCGGUUAGGGCUUACUAAGACGUACGUUACCGUACCGAGUAACGAGCUUUGCAUAGUAUUAUUUUGAUGACUUUUGAUUUGUACAUUCUAGAAAGAAAGCGAGAAGAAUGAUGAAAUGAAAUUUGAGUUUGUGUUCAAUCAGUGAGCCGAAUAUCACACAACACCUGUUGCUGCCUCAGAGGGAGCUCACUGAUUGUUUAUGCUUUUCCCAGAGUUAUUCUUCUAGGUCUGUUUGAGAUUUAUUGUACUCUUCUUCCAGACCCGAUGCAAGCCGCACGCUAUCAAACUAUCAAAGCGCUCGCGCUGAGAGGCGGAGGUGACGUCGUUUGUUGCCGCAAAAGGACGGUACGGUUUGACGUUGCCGCGCUGGGCGGAGUUUGCGUGCGGUCCCGUCUCUCAUUCAUAUUGCACCGCAGGGCCGAGGGUGCGGGAAGGGCAACCCGUCGGUCGGGAGAGCGAGCAGUAGACGCAGCGCAGACAAGGAGGGAGCUGCAUCGCCCCGGUGGAGAGCACGGACAGACAGAGCGCAUCGAGGGAACCUGUGUCACCGCCAUGGCAGAAGCUCAUCAAGCUGUGGCCUUCCAGUUCACGGUCAGCCCUGAUGGCAUCGACCUGCAGCUCAGCCAUGAGGCUUUGCGGCAGAUCUACCUCUCUGGGAUUCACUCCUGGAAAAAGAGAUACAUCCGUUUCAAGAAUGGGAUCAUGACCGGGGUGUACCCAGGCAGUCCCACAGGACUGGCGGUCGUAACAGUGGGAUACAUGGCCUCAACCAAAUAUGCGCAGCUGGACCCCUCGUUGGGGCUGCUGGCCAAGUUGGGGACCUAUCUCCCAGUCAGUCGAUACGCUUCCGAACACAGCCAGCGCAUACUGGGAGGCGUGCUGGUGAGCACAGGGCUGUGGAUCACCAUCAUCUUCAUCAUGAGGACGACACUCAAGUGCCUGCUGUCCUGGCACGGCUGGAUGUUUGCUGGUUACGGCAAGCUGUCCUUGAAAACCCGCAUCUGGCUGGGAUUUGUGAAGCUGUUCUCAGGACGCAAUCCAAUGCUGUACAGCUUCCAGAAUUCGCUGCCACGGUUACCUUUGCCCUCAGUGAAGGACACCACGAAAAGGUAUCUUGAAACCGUUCGACCGCUUAUGGAUGAUGAGCAGUACAAAAGGAUGGAAGGACUGGCGAAAGACUUCGAAAAGAACCUUGGGCCAAGACUCCAGUGGUACCUGAAGCUGAAAUCUUGGUGGGCUUCAAACUAUGUCAGCGACUGGUGGGAAGAGUACAUUUACCUGCGAGGCCGUGGACCGAUUAUGGUGAACAGCAACUACUAUGCGAUGGACUUCCUCUAUGUCUUCCCCACAAGUCUGCAAGCUGCUCGGGCUGGGAAUUCCAUCCAUGCCCUCAUGUUGUACCGGCGGAAGCUGGACAGAGCACAGAUCAAACCUAUUUACGCACUGGGAAAUACAGUUCCGCUCUGCUCGGCUCAGUGGGAGCGGAUGUUUAAUACCUCCCGCAUCCCCGGCCUGGAGACAGACAUCCUGCAGCACGUCAAUGACAGCAAGCACAUCAUAGUGUACCACAAGGGGCGCUACUUCAAGGUGUCCAUGUACUAUGAUGGGCGGCUGCUCCGGCCCAGAGAGAUCGAGCAGCAGAUGGAGAGGAUCUUGGCAGAUACGUCGGAGCCGCAGCCCGGAGAGGAGAUGCUGGCCGCCCUGACGGCAGGGGACAGAGUUCCGUGGGCCAAGGCGCGCUCAACCUACUUCUCCAAAGGAAAGAACAAGCAGUCGCUGGAUCUGGUGGAGAAGUCUGCCUUCUUCGCCACCCUCGAUGACACGGAGCAGCGGUACGAGGCCGACAACCCCGUCCGCUCUCUGGACCGCUACGCCAAGUCUCUGCUGCACGGAAAGUGUUAUGACAGGUGGUUUGACAAGUCGUUCAACCUGAUCAUCUACAAGAAUGGGACGAUGGGAUUGAACGCCGAGCACUCCUGGGCAGAUGCCCCUGUCAUAGGUCACCUGUGGGAGCACGUCCUCUCGUUGGACCCCAUAAAGCUGGGAUACACUGAGGACGGCCACUGCAAGGGCGACAUCCAUGCCAGCCUCCCGAAACCCCAGAGGCUGCAGUGGGACAUCCCGCUUGCAUGCCAAGAUGUGAUUUCCAGUUCGUUUGUGGUAGCGAAGACCCUGGCUGAUGAUGUGGAUUCGCACAUCAUCCCCUUCAGCAACUUUGGUAAGGGGUUGAUCAAGAAAUGCAAGCUGAGCCCCGACGCCUUCAUCCAGAUUGCUCUGCAGCUUGCUCACUUCAGGGACAAGGGAACGUUCUGCCUUACGUACGAGGCCUCCAUGACCCGCCUCUUCAGGGAAGGCCGCACGGAAACGGUGCGCUCCUGCACCAACGAGAGCUGCGAUUUUGUGCGCUCGAUGAUGAAGGAUGAUACGAGGGAGCAGCGACUGAAGCUUCUGAGAAUCGCGGCAGAGAAGCAUCAGCAGUUGUACCGCCUGGCGAUGACGGGCAAAGGCAUCGAUCGCCACCUCUUCUGUCUGUACGUCGUGUCAAAAUACCUGGGGGUGGAGUCUCCCUUCCUGAAGGAGGUCCUGUCUGAGCCCUGGAGGCUGUCCACCAGCCAGACUCCCCUUCAACAGGUGGAGCUCUUCGACCUGGCCAGACACCCCGAACGAGCUUCCAGUGGCGGCGGAUUCGGCCCGGUGGCCGACGAUGGUUACGGAGUGUCGUACAUCAUUCUGGGCGAGCAGCUCAUCAACUUCCACAUCUCCAGCAAGCUGUCCAGCCCGGAGACUGACUCCCAUCGCUUUGGAAACAAUAUCAGACAGGCCAUGCUUGACAUGUUGGAUCUGUUUCAGCUGGACAAGGCCAACAAGUGAUUUCUCUCCAUAUGAAAGGAACCUUUUAAUUUUUUUUU